Molecule: messenger RNA, 888 nt
Organism: Dermacentor andersoni
Lineage: Eukaryota; Metazoa; Arthropoda; Arachnida; Ixodida; Ixodidae
Source: RefSeq, a predicted model, not a curated record
CAGAAGACUUAUAGCUACGCCACUGCUUAUAACGUAAUCCAAACUUCUUUUUUUUUUUUUUUCAGUCCCAGAAUUCAAUUAUUCCAACAUAUGCGUACAAAGACGUGUACAUUAUAAACGUAACUUUAAAGAAUAUGUAUAUGCGCAUGAUAAUUCGUCUUCUUUGCAGUCGACCGCCGUGUUCAGCCUUCGCGAGCCCUUAGCCGUGGGCGCGAACACUAGAGGGCUUGUGUCAGUGACCAUGAAGGGGCGUUGGACAGAGCCUCUGCUCCCGGAUUUAGUCGACUUCUUUAAGCGCUGUUCAUCUGACCCCAACAUCGAGUCGUUCGGCAGCUACACUGAGGUGUGUCCCGGCGGUUCUUCUGGCGCCGGGGCUCGGUUAAAUUAUUCGGAAAAGCACUACGCCGUUAUUACCUACAUCGAGAGCAUGAAUCGCACCUUCGUCUACGACAACGAGAAGGCAUUUGCCGCCAAGUUGUGCCACGCGAAAGGCAUAGACCCCGACGUGACGUUCGGCAUCGCCGUCUACGACAUAGACUACGACGACUAUGCUAAUGCGUGUACGUCCCUCAACAGAUACAACCGCAACAGCCGAUUGAAGGCGGUGAAGAGGGUGGUGGAGUCCUUCCGGAGGCAGAAUGCGGUUUUUAAAGAGGAUGUCUGCGUAAGAAGCGCGGCGCCCUAAGAGCGCCGCCUGCUGCCCUGGUCCUCGACGCAGGGCCGGGUUCUCGUGGAAUGCGGUGAAAUAUAGUACAGUUCUGGUCGCGCGUCCUGCAUUUUCCAGAGCAGCCGUUGAUGAAGCUGCCCGCCUAACUGACCGUGAGUAACGCGGUCAGUUAGGCAGACCACCCUGUUUUCUUCCUGUUGUACCAUUGUACGUAUGUAGUA